Messenger RNA from Drosophila novamexicana, 793 nucleotides. It is a transcript of the gene Lipt2, whose product is annotated as putative lipoyltransferase 2, mitochondrial. Gene Ontology annotation, molecular function: lipoyl(octanoyl) transferase activity. Gene Ontology annotation, cellular component: mitochondrion. NCBI's taxonomy places the organism in Eukaryota, Metazoa, Arthropoda, Insecta, Diptera, Drosophilidae. The record is from RefSeq and is a predicted model, not a curated record. The coding region runs from base 61 to 747 and encodes 228 amino acids. Gene Ontology annotation, biological process: protein lipoylation. The transcript has a single exon.
GCAGAGACCUACGCUAGUUUGACGCACGUAAUUCGACCCACAUGUUGUAAACAAAACAAAAUGCCUACAGCUCAGCCGAUAGUAACUGUUGUUCGCGCUGGACGCCAAAGUUACGCAGCUGGACUGCGGUUGCAAGCAGAGCUGGCAAAACAAAAUGUUUCGCAGUAUGCGGAGUUUCGUAAUUUUCUGCUGCUCCUGGAACAUGAUCCCGUUUACACCAUAGGCAUACGAACCAAAGGCUACACAUCGCAGGACGAGGAUCGACUGCGCAAGUUAGGCGCGGAUUUCCACCGCACAGAUCGUGGCGGCUUGAUUACAUUUCACGGCCCCGGCCAAUUAGUUGCCUAUCCAAUUGUAAAUCUGCGUCAAUUCACGCCAAGCAUACGCUGGUAUGUGGGCACGCUGGAGCACACUGUGAUUGAAACCUGCCGUCAAAUGGGCAUAGCAAAUGCGACUACCACGAAAGACACGGGCAUUUGGGUGGGCGAUCGUAAGAUUUGUGCCAUCGGCGUACACGGUUCGCGUUACGUCACAACACAUGGCAUUGGCCUUAACUGUUCCACUGAUUUGAAAUGGUUCGAUCACAUUGUGCCCUGCGGAAUUGAGGGCAAAGGCGUAACGUCCCUCAGUGAGCAGCUGGGACGGCAUAUCAGCACAUCCGAGGCGACUGACGCGUUGCUGGACAGCUUUGCGCAGACUUUUAAAUGUUGUGUGCAAGAACAAACACAGGCACGAGUCACAAAUUAACAAUAUAUACCUAUGUUUUUGUAUAUUUUAGUAAAGUAUUUAGUUG